AUGCAGCUGAAUACAUUUUCAUAAAAAACGAUUAAACACGUCGAAAAUAUUAAUAAUCAUCAUUAUUUUGCCUGCAUCCCUUAGAAAGGAAAUCCUAAUUGUUCUGAUUAAGAAAAAAUAAAUAUAUCAAAUGAGUCUUCUUUAUCCUAAAAAACUAUUUCAAAUAAUAGCUACAGUCAUUAAUCAAAUGGAACUUAUUACAAAAAGCAUUCAAUCAUUUUUAGAGAACUGAGAAGUAUUUCAAAUCAGAGUCACAAUAAUUAGAUGGAGGAAAUAUCAAAAGCGUUUGUAUUUCGAAUUAAAUCAAAGAAUCACAUUAAGAAUGAACCUCUUGGAAAUGAUUAAGUCGAAUAGAAUUAAAAGGAGCACAAAACCAAAGACCUAGUUAAAGUAUUACGUGAUAUGUAAAAAAAGCGACAAGAAUAUACAUAGAAAAAGUAAUUUGUACCAAAGUCUCCAAUUCCAAUACUAAAAAACUAGAAUGCUAAAAUCUAAGAGGAUUUUUAGAUUGCAAAGAGUCAAAAUUAAGUGAAGAAAUUGCCUAAAAUAUAUACAAAAUAAGCUCCAGUUAUAAUAGAAGUAUUAGAAUAGUAUGAACCUCUCAACAAAUCAAGUAGAUUAUAAGGGAAUGGGAUCGGAGAAGAUCCCUUCUAAGUUAAGCUUACGCGGUAUUAUUAAUUUCUAUUUAAAUUUUAAUGUAACCAUUUAUUCUAUGUGAAAUAAUCAUAAGUAAGAUCUCAAAGUUAUUACAUUGAAGGAAUUAAUGAAAAUGAAAUGAUUAUCAAAGAAUUAAUGAGAAAAAGAUGGUGGUGGUGUGAAUCCAUUGAAAAAACAGAUGAUGUAUAGUUUUAUUGGUCUCAAAGAUCUAAUUCUUAAUUCUUAUAAAGAUAAAAGAUAAGAGUGUUAUUUGAUGAAAGUUAGAAUAAGGUUGUUGACCCAUUUAAUUUAGACAAUUAUGAAGAACAAAUAAAAUUUGCAAUAGAACAUAAACUAGUACUAAUAUCACCUAGUGGAAGACUACAUAAUCACAUAGAGAUUAAUUAAUUGAUAGGAUUUAAGAAGAACUUUAUAAGAUUCUUAGAAUAAUAUGCUUCCUUGUUAAAUAUAGACUUAUUUUAAUUUUUUCCUUAUUCCAUAAAUAUAUCUAGUUAACAAGAUCCAAAGUUAAAUUUAUUCUUAACAUAACAAAAAAAUUAAAAUUCUUUGUGGAUUGUGAAGCCUGGAGAAUGGGCGAAUAAUGGAUAAUUCAUGAAAAUUUGCCAGAAUGCUAAGUAGGUGUAAGAUUUUAUAAUAUCUGAAUUUAAAAAUCAUGAUCACAGUUUUGAAACUUUAGUAAUUUAAAAAUAUAUAAAACCUUUAUUAUAUUAUAAAAGGAAAUUUGAUUUAUACACAUAUUUGCUGAUUAGCCAGAUAAAUGGAGUUGUGAGAGUUUACUUUUAUGAUGAAGUAUAUGGUAGAACCAGUAGCAAAGAAUAUAAUGAGCAGGACUUGGAUCCUUUGAUACAUUUUACGAAUAGUCAAAUAUAAAGGGAAUCAAAAGGAUUUUCACUUUAAGAACCAGGAAAUAAGUUAUCGAUUGACAAAUUAUAAGAGUUUUUCGUUUAAUUUAAAUUAAAUUUCAAAGAAACCGUGAUUCCUUAAUUAAAGACGAUUGCAAUUCAUGCAAUAAAAGCAGUGUUUACUCAUUUAGUAGUGAAAGAUCAUAAUUUUGAAGUAUAAAUAUAAUAUAUAUAGAUUAUAGGUUUGAAUUAUAUUGUUGAUUAAGAAUUCAAGCCCUGGUUAGUAGAAGUAAAUUUAAAUCCUAGCUUUGUUCCUGAUAGUCCAUAUCAUCAAAAAGUAAUCACUU
Molecule: messenger RNA, 1846 nt
Organism: Paramecium octaurelia
Lineage: Eukaryota; Ciliophora; Oligohymenophorea; Peniculida; Parameciidae
Source: the annotation of a GenBank genome assembly